Messenger RNA from Punica granatum (pomegranate), 2753 nucleotides. The record is from RefSeq and is a predicted model, not a curated record. NCBI's taxonomy places the organism in Eukaryota, Viridiplantae, Streptophyta, Magnoliopsida, Myrtales, Lythraceae.
AAGAUGGAAAAUACAGUUCACCACAAACCUAGAGAAAAAGAUGAACUCGGUUGCAUAAGAAUGUCUAAGAUCCACUGUUCAAAGAAUUAUGCAGCCAAUUAGAUAAGAAACUGGCCUAUUGUCGGAUCCUCGUCGUGCUCAUCACAAACAUUCCUCCCGUAAUAUAUUUCAGAUUCACAUAGACAUGGAUCAGCUCCAGCGAGCCAUGACUUGGAUCAUGCAAAAUUUUCACUUUUCCAUAUCGUAUUGUCACAGCACGAGCUAUUUCAUAAUACACUCAAUUACGUUAAUAAACUCGAACCUACCAUCAUAAUGCUGGGCACCACUAAGUCCUAUGCAUUACCUCUCGGGAACUCAAACCAAGUCGAGACCAUGUUCGAGAAAGACGCUCCUUUCCUAUUCCGGCAACUUACUAAUAAUAGUAGGUUAAGGUUUCCAAUAAUUACCAUGUGCUUGGUUUGGUUAGCUACCACUUUCUUCCUUGGCGCCUAAAUGGGUAACCGCACAAAUCAGCUGAAGCUUCAGCUUUGAUGGGCUCUCUUCCAUCUCCAAAGGCCCUUAAACGCCUCCUCAUCGCCUGCAAACACAGAACCUCCGUUGCCCAAAUCCACGCCCUCAUCAUCCUCAAUGGUCUCUUCACUCCCAGCAGCAGCAGUAGCUUCGGUGGCUGCCUCGUUGCAUCCUAUGUCCGGGUCGGGGAUAUUGCCUUGGCCCACCGAGUGUUCGAUGAAAUGCCUUGCAGAGGUGUGGAUUCAUGGAACGCCCUGAUCGCUGCACAUUCCAGGAGAGCUUACCCAGAGCAAGUGUUGGGUCUCUAUCGUCGGAUGGUGUCGGAAGGAGUCAGGCCCGACAGCUCGACCUUCGCGGUUGCAAUCAAGGCCUGCACUGCCCUGAAUGAUUUGGAAACAGGAGAGGAAGUUCGAAGGAGAGCGGUAGAAUGUGGGUACGAGACUGAUGUCUUUGUUGGGUCCUCGGUUCUGAACAUGUAUGUGAAGAUGGGGAUGAUGGAUCGGGCUUCAGUGCUCUUCGAGAAGAUGCCGAGACGGGACGUGGUUUGUUGGACGACCAUGGUCACGGGGUUUGCGCAAAGCGGGAAGUCCAAGGAAGCACUCAUGAUGUACCAGAGAAUGCGAAGGGAAGGGAUCGAAGGAGAUGGUGUUGUUAUGGUGGGUCUGAUCCGGGCCUGCUCGGGCCUCAGGGUACUGAAGCCAGGCCUCUCGGUCCAUGGUCAUCUCAUCCGCAGAGUGGUCCCUGCGAGCACUGUACUUCAGAUUCAGACAGGACUCAUUGAUAUGUACGCCAAGCAUGGUCGAUUGGAUCUCGCUUCUUACGUGUUUAGGAACACGCCUAACAGAAAUAACCCCAUCUCUUGGGCUGCCCUCAUCUCGGGCUUUGCCCAGAAUGGCUUCACCCGAAAUGCCCUUGAAUCUUUCAUAGAAAUGCAGAGUGCUGGACUCGCGCCCAACUCAGCUUCCCUCGUGAGCGCUCUCUCAGCAUGCUCCCAAGACGGACUGCUGAGACUGGGCAGAUCGGUGCACGGGUACAUUUUGAGGAGAGUUGACUUUGACCAAAUUGUGGGGACAGCACUGAUCGAUUUCUACUCAAAGUGCGGAGCCCUCGUCUCUGCCCGUGCUCUCUUUGAUCGGAUGAUCUUCAGGGACCCCGUCUCAUGGAAUGCUAUGAUCUCCAGCUAUGGGACCCAUGGGCUUGGGAAGGAGGCCUUAUCAGUCUUCCUUCAAAUGAUUGAAACCAAUCAAAAACCUGAUCACAUAACCUUCUCUUCGCUCCUCUCAGCCCUGAGCCACUCAGGCCUAGUGGAGGAAGGUCGAUGCUGGUUUGAUCUCAUGACAGCUAAAUACAAAAUUAAACCAGCCGAGAAGCAUUGUGCCUGUAUAGUCGAUCUCCUGGCUCGUGCAGGCAAAGUCAAAGAAGCUCUGCACAUGAUAAACUCAAUGGAUACAGAACCAGGACUUGCUGUCUGGGUUGCUCUCUUGUCAGGUUGCUAUAAUCACGGGGAGUUCUUGAUUGGGGAGGUGGCGGUGAAUAACAUCCUCAAGCUCAACCCUGAUGACUCAGGAAUCUACUCUUUAGUUUCAAACUUCUUUGCCAAGGAGAAGAAGUGGUUCGAAGUGUCCCGGGUGAGGAAGAUGAUGAAAGAGUCACUGGUGAAGAAAGUCCCGGGGAAUAGUGUAGUGGAUGUGAAUGGAAGGUUUCAGGCAUUUAUCAAGGAAGAUAACAGCCAUGAUCAGCAUGGAGUUAUUGAGCAAGUCUUGGAUCUAUUGGGUCGAGAGAUAAGAGAAGUGGCGGAGGAUUCAAUUCCCGAGCUUUCCACUGAGUAAUCUUUCAACCAGAAAGGAAAAUCUGAAUGCAGCAGCCAUGAAAUGUCCACAAUCCCCUGCGUAUUUGGAAAUGCAUCGGGAGGAUCUAGAUCUUUUAAUCAACAUGGGAAAGCCAAGAAUUCAGGUCGACUGAAGGAGCUAGAUUCUGAAUCAAAAGGACGGGUGGUUGCAGUUUUCGGAUAGCAACUUACCCCAGGCUUCAAGGGGACUGACAAAUCUUGGGGAAAAUUGAGAUGCGUGGAAACAAGACGAUGAUAGGGCGGAAAUGGCAUUCCUUUCAGUUGAACACGCGGAAAAGCCAUAAACACGGGAACAGAACAUAAUUCUGUGCUGGGAUUAGAGGAACCUUUUUAUUGGCGAAAAAAGGGCGAUCAUCGUUGUUCUGGGAAGCGAAUUCAUGGCCAGAAGUCGUCA